Penicillium olsonii is the source of this 2019-nucleotide messenger RNA. The record is from the annotation of a GenBank genome assembly. NCBI's taxonomy places the organism in Eukaryota, Fungi, Ascomycota, Eurotiomycetes, Eurotiales, Aspergillaceae.
AUGGCCAGCGAUCAUUCGAUGGAUCUUGAAAAUUUGGCAAAACUUCAAACGGAGGGCGUGAACCCUCGGACGGUGCAUAUUGACCAGCUUUCGACGUUGGACAUGUGCACCCUGAUCAAUUCCGAUGACCAGCAUGUCCCCCACAGUGUGGUUCCUUGUUUGCCUGAGAUCGCAGGCGCGAUUGACGCAUUAGCACCACGCGUAUCUCAAGGCGGACGAGUGAUCUAUGUGGGCGCUGGAACGAGUGGGAGACUUGGAAUUCUGGACGCGUCAGAGAUCCCACCGACCUUCGCAGCGCCUCGCUCACAAUUCUUGGGGUUGAUCGCAGGUGGCGAUGAAGCAAUCAGACAGGCACAGGAGGGCGCUGAGGAUGAUCGGCUCGCUGGCGAAGAAGACAUGCGUCGGUUGAAUCUGAACCCUGAGCUCGAUAGCAUCAUCGGCAUUGCAAGCUCGGGUCGGACACCAUAUGUUCUGGGCUGUCUUGCAUUUGCCAAGGGACUCGGGUGCAUGACAAUCGGACUGGUUUGUACCAGUCCGUCGGCCAUCGGUCUUUCGGGGGAUGCUGAUUUCGUCAUCGCGCCGUUGCCGGGUCCUGAGGUGGUCACUGGGAGCACAAGAUUGAAGGCUGGCACGGUUACGAAGCUCGUGUUGAACAUUCUGAGCACAGGCACUAUGAUAAAGACGGGAAAGACGUAUGGAAACAUGAUGGUCGAUAUGGUGGCCUCGAAUUUGAAACUCGAACAGCGCUCCCGUAACAUGCUGCGGAGUGUGAGUGCGAGAUGUAACACGUUCUCAGAUGCGGAAUUGGACUCCCUUCUUGUUGAAUGCAACCACAGUGUCAAGUUGGCUAUAUUGGUUGCCGAAUCACAAUGCUCAGUCGACGUGUGCGAGAAGCAUCUUGCAUCUACCGGGGGUGUCUUGGCUAAAGCAUUAGCUGUAAUCAAUCGACCGAACGAGAACACCGUUGUUGAAUCUAUUGCGUCACGUCCCUUUGUUCUGUGCAUCGACGGGGGUGGCACCAAAUGCGCCGCCACUGUGACUGAUGCCACAGGGGUUGUAUAUCAAGGCUGUUCCGGGCCCUGCAAUCUAACCGACCACGUUGGGGAUGUUGACAGCGUGAUAUCUACGAUACUUGAGGCGACCAAGUCCGCACUCAAGGGUGUCACCAAUGGCGGAGCUGGAGCAGAACCAUGGCAGAAAACUGUUCGGACAUACUUUAACUCCGUGUGGGUUGGUCUAGCUGGUUUGGACAGGGCCGGGUUUCAAGACCGGCUUUCACCAAAGUUGGCCGAGGCUUUCGGGAUUGAUGAUCCCAAGAAUGUCCGAUUGACCAACGACGUUGACCUGCUGACCGCAGCCAUACCUCUAUCCCAUGCCAGGUGUCCUGCAUUGAUUGUCAUUGCAGGGACUGGGAGUGUUGCAAUGCAAUACAAGUGGUCUGCAGACCACCAGGAGUACAAGUGUGUCGCUCGGUCUGGUGGCUGGGGACAUAUUCUCGGAGACGAAGGGGGUGGGUAUGCGAUUGGCUUGAAAGCGAUACAACAUACCCUUGGUCUCUUUGAGGAUGUCUCUCUCGGCCUUGUCAAACCUGACAGCGAUCAGCUGGCAAUGGCUGUAGCUGCCAAACUGGGCUUUCAUAUCCGCUCCAACGUCGGUAUGGAUCUUUUGAACGAUCUCCUGGCUCAGAAAUGUACACAGGGCGCUAAAAGGCGUAUCGCUGGUGUUGCUGAAGCUGUGCUCAAUCUCAUGGGUGAUUGCAAGGUUGCAGCAGGCAUUGUGAAGGCCCAAGUUGGCAAACUGAUUGGUGAAAAUUUGAGUCGGCUGGUGAAUCCAGACGCUCUGGAAUACCAGGUACCGGAGCAGUCUGUGUUGAUACUGGCAGGUGGGCUCUUGAACCAUGACCGAUAUAGAGCGACCUUUGAGGAUGAACUUGAUUCCCGCCGGCUAUACUUUCGCGGAACCGUGGUGGUCGAGAAUGCUUCUGUUGUAGGUGCAAGAUAUCUCAGUCGCCGAGUUUGA